Messenger RNA from Talaromyces proteolyticus, 930 nucleotides. RefSeq names its product NADP-dependent oxidoreductase domain-containing protein. The coding region runs from base 1 to 930 and encodes 309 amino acids. Gene Ontology annotation, molecular function: aldose reductase (NADPH) activity. Gene Ontology annotation, cellular component: cytosol. The record is from RefSeq and is a predicted model, not a curated record. The transcript has 2 exons. NCBI's taxonomy places the organism in Eukaryota, Fungi, Ascomycota, Eurotiomycetes, Eurotiales, Trichocomaceae.
AUGGCCGAACUGCUCCCUAUCCCCGACAUAAUCUACGGAACGGCCUUCAAAUUCGACAACAGCGCGAAGCUCGUCGAAGCGGCACUGAAAGCCGGAUUCCGGGGGAUCGAUACCGCAGGAAGCAACACUGCGUAUCGGGAGAACCUUGUCGGCGAUGGAAUUGCAGCGGCUAUUGCUUCUGGUGACUUGAAGCGUGAGGAUUUAUACAUCCAAACCAAAUUCAGCCCUUUCAAAGAAGGAAAGGAUCCCGCACUAUACCCCUAUGAUAUAACGGCGGGUAUACCGGAACAAGUAGAGCAGUCCGUGAGUUCGUCACUACGGAACCUACGCACCAGCUACAUCGACUGUCUGAUAUUGCAUUCGCUGUACCCGAACAUCGAGGAUUCCAUAACUGCGUGGAGAGCGAUGGAAGGCUUCGUGUCAGCGGGAACAGUGCGAUCUCUGGGGCUUUCCAACACGGACGCCGAGUCGCUACGACAAAUCUACGAGUCGGCCACAGUCAAGCCGCGCGUUGUCCAGAACCGGUUCACGGAGGACACGGCGGCAGCUCCGAAUCCGAAGAUGCCUGCUAAUCUGCCCUAUCCGCAGGUGGCGUUUGAUCGGGAUGUGCGUGAGGUGUGUGAAGGCUGGGGAAUUGUUUAUACACCGUGGGGGCUGCUGUGGGGAAAUCCGAGCCUUCUCGAUGAUCCCGAGUUGUUUGAGAAGAUUGGGAGGGAAAUUGGGGUUUCGAAACAGGUGGCUUGUUUUGCAAGCAUGUUGAGAUUGAGCAAAGGGUGCAAGAUCAAGAUCCUGUGCGGGACGACCAAGGAGGAGAGAAUGUAUGAGACGCUGGAUGGGUUGAGGAGGGUCGGUGAGUUCCUGGCUGAGGGUGACGCACAGCGAGCCGCGUUUGACGAGGCUGUGGAGCGAGUUGAACGGGUGAUUCUAUAA